Molecule: messenger RNA, 3713 nt
Organism: Haplochromis burtoni (Burton's mouthbrooder)
Lineage: Eukaryota; Metazoa; Chordata; Actinopteri; Cichliformes; Cichlidae
Product: transmembrane protein 163
Exons: 8
Coding region: 137-1018 (293 amino acids)
Cellular component (GO): synaptic vesicle membrane
Molecular function (GO): zinc ion binding
Source: RefSeq, a predicted model, not a curated record
CCUGAUUGUAUGUAAUUUGGCGCAACUGGCUCGGCACCCUGUGAGAAGUCUCCCUCCCUCCUUGUCUGUCUCUGGGUCUCUGUCUGUUUGCAAGCCUGCGCUUCUCACCCAGGUGAGACAUUUGUGGAGUGCCUCAAUGGAACCGCGACCCCCCACCGAGAAGAUGACAGAGCCCACACCGCCAGACUCCACCACUGUCCCGGACCCGGCUGUAGUUGUGGACCCCACGGCGGUAAACGGACGGUGCGAGCAGGCGGACUCUAUACAGCAGCAGCCCAACACAGAAAAUCACGCAGAGGGCUUUAAAAUGGACCAAGAGAUGAAGAUAAAUGACAGCAUAGACGACAGAGGUCUCCUGGAGAGCAGUAUGCGUCUGAAGCCUCACGAAGCACAGAGUUACCGCAAGAAGGCUCUGUGGGUGUCCUGGGCGUCCAUCGUGGUCACCAUCAUCCUGGCCAUUGCUGCGUUCACUGUUUCUAUGAUGCGCCACAGUGCUUCAGCUUUUGGAUUUGCCUUUGAUGCCACGCUGGAUGUGUUGUCAUCUGUGAUUGUAUUGUGGAGAUACAGCAACGCCGCAGCUGUCCACUCAGCGCACCGCGAGUACAUAGCUUGUGUUAUCCUGGGUGUGGUUUUCAUUCUGUCCUCCUUAUGCAUUAUGGGUAAAGCCAUCCACGAUCUGGCCACCAAACUGCUACCAGAAGUGGACGAUUUCCUGUUCAGCGUGUCCAUUGUCAGCGGUUUGAUGUGCAUCAUAUUGGCUGUAAUCAAGUUCAUGCUCGGCAAAGUACUGACAAGCCGAGCUCUCCUCACUGAUGGAUUUAACUCACUGCUGGGGGGGAUCAUGGGCUUCUCCAUCCUGAUCAGUGCUGAAGUCUACAAGAACGAGCCCAAGGUGUGGUACCUGGAUGGAACAAUAGGUGUCCUGAUAGGUCUGAUCAUCCUCGCCUAUGGAGUUAGACUGCUCCUGGACAUGGUCCCCCGCGUCCGACAAACCAGGAACUACGAGCGCUUUGAGUGACGGAUCACAGAGGGCGGGUUUGGGAGUGACUGGCAGGAUGGGGACUGUAGAGGCCCUCCACAGACAAUCACAAUCAGUCCUCGCGGUGCCAGCGAAGGCGUCGCUGUCUGUGCAGUUCUCCCAUUCAGAGCUGGAGUGGAAGAUGGCGUCAGUGGCAUAUUUUUAAUGUUUUACAGUUUAAUGUACAUAUGAAAUGUUCACCUGUUUUUCAGAAGUCAAAGGCGCAGUCUGCUUUUUCAUGCCUCCAUAUUUAAAGAAGGUAACAGAGAUAAGACUGUGGGGGAGGGGGUUAAUGUAAUUUUUCAAAAGUUGUACACAGCUCAGACUGCAGUGUUACGGAUGUUCAAUACCUCAGUUACAUGUCAUCACCCCGUCACGACAGAGCAGCUUGUUUUUUCCCAUGGUUCCACGAGGCCUUUGCUCAGCUGUGCUAUAAAGCUUUGCAGCACAGCAGGUCAGAGUGAUUGAUGCAGCUGAUGUAGCGGUGGAGUAUUAAUGGUGUUUACCUUUUUAUGACUAGAGAGAAGAUAAAUAUCAAUAAAAAGUCCAUUUGGCACAAGGAGCAGGUACAUAAGCACACACAUGACAGGCUCAGUGACGUGUGAUUAGCCGUUUACAAUAUUUAUCCAGACUGCUGCAGCAACGUCCUUUUAGUGCCAGCUUACAAUCCUGGAGCAAAAAAAUAAUCUUUCUUGGCACAAAGAGUCGGGACCUGACUCUUUUCCACUGUAACUCUAACAGAAGGAAAACAAAACGGCUGCGCUGCCUCCCAGGAAAAGCAUUUAUACAAUUAACUCGCGCCCUCUACUGACCAAAAGAAAGGACUACAAAAUGUAGGUCAUUACAUGAGAACGGUUAUCUAAUAUGCAGUUGUGCUCAGAAGUUUACACACAGUCAUCAUGGGUCUGUCAUGGUAAUUUGGCAUUUUGAACUAGGGUGGAAUGAUUGUUCAGGAUACAUGUGCAAUAAUUCAAAAACAAGAACAAGAACUGGCUGCAGAGGUUUCAGUAUAUUUCAGAUUUUCUUUACUCCACGCGGGGUCAAAAGUCUACAGAGGAUCAAAUAUGUGCAAGUUGCACCUCGAGCCGCAGAAUUUGAAUUUACACUAUUAUUUUAUCCGCUUUGUGCAGUGCACGUGUAUCCCAGUAAAACAGCCUGAGAGCAUGAUGUUACCACCACCAUGGUUGACGGUGGGUACAGUGUUCUUCGGUUUGAAAGCCUCACCUUUACUCCUCCAAACAUACGUCUUGUCAUUGUGGCCAAACAGCUCAAUCUGUGUCUCUCUGACCAUAAAAUAUUCCUCCAGGAGGUAUUUGGCUCGUCCAUGUUGGCAGUCACACAUUUCACUUGUGCUUGAAGGUGUCGACUUUUUUACCAGGAGGUUCUUUCUUGUUUCAGUGAUCCUUAACAUCUCAACCAAUUUCCUCUUUCCCGAGGGUAAGAGUUGGGGUUUUCUUCCAGACCUUGGAAAAGUGGUGACACGUCUGAAUAACUACGAUUCUUUGAACCGAUGAUCUUGGCGUCUGAAGUUGUUUAGAAAUGCCUCCGAGAGACCAGCCCAACUUGUGUAAAUCUACAUAAACUUGUGACCACCAACUGUAGCUGAGUGUUUGAAGCCUGACCCUGAGACAAAAUUCCCCACAUGAGACGCAUGUAAAGGUCAAAGAAAAUGACCGUCACACUAAAUGCUUCCACACUGUUGGCACUGAACUCAAUGCAGAUACAGCUUUCAUACUGACCAGUGGCACAAAAACAGAUUUAUGGCUGAAGCUAAAGGCCCCACACGUACACAGGUAUCAGUAAGCUCAGCUUGUUCUUUCCCCUGAUGCAGUUUUAGGAGCUGAAGACUAUGAAAGAGUUCCAGACAGAAGCUGUUCACAAACUGUGCUGUUUUUAUGAGUGGGCAGCAAGAGCUGAGUUCUUACCUCUGCCAGGGAAGUGAUCUGUUUCAGUUUGUCUGUUAACAGGUGCUGGUCCAAAAGCUGCAGAGAGAUUUUCAGGAAUAUGUAAUCAGAAGGUGAUUGUAGCGCAGUGUGCAGGUUUUUAACUGUCAGGGGUAAUUGGAUGGAUUCUUCAGAUACGUCACAAAGUCGAGCAUUAUAAGGUCGGAAAACCUGAGAGAACAUGAACCAAACUUGUCUGGAUUUUUCCUCCUGGGUUCAGUUCAUGCAUGCUCUCUGCUCUUAUGUUUGUAACAUUGUCGUGUCAGCGCUCUGACGAGCCAACCUGUGCAUGAAGUAGGAGUUCUGUUGGUUUGGGCCACAGUUGUGUUUUUGCACGUUAAUGUGGGCAGGUAUGUAAAAACACACACAAACAGACAUCAGUGUACACGUGGACAAUGAAUCUCAGUAUUUGUCAAAUGUGCGUGUUACAAACAGACUAGACCUUUAGACACGUGAGGUUACUGCUGCUGGAGGAGCAAAUCUUAGAAACUGUGAAGUUCUUUAAAAGAAUCAGAGGUUGAGCUGGUUCAGGUUUGAGUUUAUCCAGUUGACUCCAGGGUUAACCUGACUUUUCUGUAUUACGAAGGUGGUUUACUUCUUACUGGGAUAACUAAUGCUGCAGACCUAACGUGCUCUGGAGCUGCAAGUAUGAAAUCACUACUCCCUGACAAUUGGCUGGAAAAUAGCGUCACCAUUCCUGGAGCAUCCCUGGGACUGCAGUGCAUGGACAGUAAUGGAAAAGUCUUUAAAGA